AUGGAAUGUGAACAAAUUUUAAAAGCACAAGAAGAAAAUAUUUUGCCAAAAGCUGUGUCUAGGGGUAUUUCUGGUAAAUUUGAGAGUACAAUAAGAGUAUUUAAUACUGUAUAUAGUAUUGUUAAAAAAACAAGACCAUUUACUGAUUUACCAUUUGAUAUUCAACUUCAAAAGUUAAAUGGAUUGGAUAUGGGUYGCAUUUUACACAGCGAUCAUGCUUGUGCUGAUAUUGCUAGCCAUAUAGCAAUAGAAAUGAAAGCAAAAGUUACAAAUUUUAUUGUCAAAAAUAAUUUUAAAAUUGAAGUAUUAAUUGAUGAAGCUACCUCAGUGUCGAAAAAGACUUGUCUGGUUGUUUGUAUUAGAGCUUCCACAGAUGUCAAAAAUGAAACAAACCCAAUAACAUUUUUUUUAGAUUUAUUGGAAUUAGAAAGUACAAAAUCUGAGACCAUAGUUGUGCAACUUUUGUCAUGUCUAAACAAACACAAAUUUUCUCAUGAAUUCUUAAUACGAAAUUUUAUUUGCUUUGCUUAUGACGGAGCUUCUAAUAUGAUUGGAAGAAAAUCUGGUGUGGGAAAACUUUUAACUGAMAAAUAUCCAGAUUUAUUGGUCUGGCAUUGCUCUAAUCAUAGACUUGAACUUGCUGUUGAUGAUGUAGUUAAUGAGGUAGCUGGCAUAAAUCAUUUCAAAAUAUUUUUUGAUACUCUUUAUGCAUUAUAUAGUUCAUCACCAAAAAACCAGUAUGGUUUAAAGAGCUGUGCUAAAGAAUUAGAUUUACAAUUUCUAUCAAUUGGUCGAAUUUUAAAUACAAGAUGGGUAGCUUCAAGUUUGAGGUCAGUUAAAGCUGUUUGGAGAAACUAUGAAGCACUUUAUUUACAUUUUGACAAAUGUAGUUUGGAUAGCUCGAGAACAUCUAAAGAAAAAGCAACAUUUAAAGGUUUAAAACAGAAAAUAACAUCAACUGAUUUUGUUUUAAAUUUAGGUCUUCUAUAUGAUGCUCUAACAGAACUAUCAGACCUUUCAUUAGAACUUCAAAAACGGUCUACAAAACUACCUGAUGCUCAUAACUUAAUUAGAAGACAAAUUAUGAUUUUUGAAUCCAURUCUGGGAAGUGUAAUGACGGUUUUUAUAAAGAAGCUGAGAAUUCUGAAUGUAGUUUGACCUUUAAAAAUAUUGRCCUUCGUGAAAAUAAUAAAAAUAAAAUAAACUAUAAAMAAUUUUAUCGAAGCUUGGCUGAUAAUUUAAAAUCCAGAAUGUUAAACUUUACAUCUUCACAUGUAUCUUCAACAUAUGACACAUCAAAUAAGUAUGUUGAGUUUAUUCAACUGCUAGAAGUUUUAAACCCACAAAAAUGGCCUUUAGAAGUGGAUAUAUUAUAUGGAGAGAGAGRAAUAAAGCAGCUUUCAAACAUAUUUAAAAUAAAUGAAAGAGAUUCAGUCAGAGGUUUUCGUGAGUACAUAGAUAAUAAAUCUGUUAUACCAAACAACCUUAAAUCUUUAACUCAAGCURUAAAUACAUUGGUAGUUUCUACUGCUGAAUGUGAGAGGCUCUUUAGUGCCAUGAACAUUGUUCAUAAUGAUAUUCGAAAUACAUUAGAAGUUUCACGUGUAUCUGAUCUUUUGUGGAUUAAAUGUGUUGGUCCACCUUUGUGUGAAUUUAAUGCAAAUACAUAUGUAGAGUCUUGGAUUUCUAAAGGUAGAAGAUGUGCUGACCAUACACAAUGCAUUUCAAAGCAAGAAAUUAAAUAUAACACAGAAUACAAGAGUCUUUGGGAGCAAUUAAUGUAA
Molecule: messenger RNA, 1785 nt
Organism: Diuraphis noxia (Russian wheat aphid)
Lineage: Eukaryota; Metazoa; Arthropoda; Insecta; Hemiptera; Aphididae
Product: E3 SUMO-protein ligase KIAA1586-like
Source: RefSeq, a predicted model, not a curated record